CGUCCUAUUGAAAUGAGCCCUCUUACCGUAUAUUCUUGGAAGACUCGAAUUUGCUUUUCCGGUCGGCGAUGACUAAGCAAUAUCAACAUCGGCCCACCGCUUUCCCUGUUCGUCAUCCUCCUUUUUGGCUUCGAUCCUUCCAUUCCAGACUUGUGUUAUUUGGUACAGAUCGAUCGUUCUCGCUGCUUCUCGGUCAUUUGCAGCUUAUUUCUUGUUGUCCUUAACCCUGCUGACCGCAUUUCUCACAUCUUAUUUCUUUGAGCCAUCCCCGCAGAAGCAUUCCUUCCUGUUUCAGUUGCAAGAGCUUCCAGUGCUUGCAGCUGAGUACCUAAACCUGCUUGAUCUGACUUCCACGCGUAUCCUUUCUCCCGAUCUCAGUCGCUGAGAGGGCACCAUGACUGCAGACAUUAGUCACGCGGCAGCGCAGGUCGUGUCCACCGAUCGCACUCGUGAUCCAGAUUACGACCAGUUUUCGUUCAUCCCUUUCCUACGCAAAAGCUAUGGCUUCGGUUUGGCCAGCGACGUCCCCGUCUGCAAAGCCUACAGCGAGGGACACUGUCCGUUGGGGCCCGCUUGUCCGGAUCGGCAUCCUACCCCAUCGCGAGUAACCACGUCGACCACCACUGCCUCGGGAUUGGCACCGUCUACCACCCACGGCUCCCUCGUCUGCAAGCAUUUUCUCAAGGGGCUUUGUAAGAAGGGCUUGAAGUGCGAAUACCUCCAUGAAUACAACCUCCGACGCAUGCCGGAAUGCCAGUCUUUCUCGCGGUCCGGAUAUUGCCCGAAUGGGGAGGAUUGUUUAUACCAACAUGUCAGAGAACAGGCGCGAUUACCACCCUGUGAACAUUAUGAUCGAGGGUUUUGUGAGCUAGGACCGUUAUGCGCCAAGCGUCAUGUGCGUCGACGUCUAUGCCAAUACUACCUGGCUGGGUUCUGUCCUGAAGGGCCAUCCUGUAUGGAUGCCCACCCCCGGUGGUCAGAGAAUCUACCGAAACCUUCGAUUCGAGUCGAGAAGACGGAGGAGGAAUUGGAGCGGGAAAGGGAUUUGAUCCGCGAAGAACAAGAGAAGGAAAGAGAAAGGGAACGUGAGUGGAGGAGUGAACGUGGCCGUGGAGGAGGGUUUGGAAUGCGCGGUCGUUAUCGCGGAAGGGGACGGGGCUAGGAUUGGCUCAAAAGGCAUCAUCAUACCCUUUGAUCAGAUUUUCGAACUCCAUCCAAGGCGCUGAAUAUUCACGCACUUUUUCUCACCCUAGCGCGGGGAAGGUCUGCCCGAGAGGGGGUUGAUUUCAACGUUCAACUCGACAACUCUCACGCCAGAUACCUCGCGACAAGCCUAACUUAGGCUUUAAUCUCGGACGGACUCAACUGAACAGCAACCCUGAGCAGCUAUCCGAGGAAUUUCGCCGACCAGAAGGCUUGUCCAAGCAGUCCUGGACGCUUGCUUCCGGACCCUCACGCUCGGUGAUUUCACAACCUUGUCUCUUCGUGGUUGUUAAUGCGGACGAUUCUCGAUGUUAUCCGUGACCCAUUUUUAUACCCUAUAUGUAUACUAAAUACAGCUAGAAUAGAACCACAUGAACAAUUAAUUCUACACUCAAAU
Messenger RNA from Aspergillus ochraceoroseus IBT 24754, 1600 nucleotides. It is a transcript of the gene yth1, whose product is annotated as cleavage polyadenylation factor RNA-binding subunit YTH1. The coding region runs from base 395 to 1162 and encodes 255 amino acids. Lineage: Eukaryota; Fungi; Ascomycota; Eurotiomycetes; Eurotiales; Aspergillaceae. Gene Ontology annotation, molecular function: RNA binding; metal ion binding. The transcript has a single exon. The record is from RefSeq and is a predicted model, not a curated record.